UCGCUUAUAGCUUUGUAGCCGUUUACUUGUGAAUUUGUACGGGGAAUGUAGAAUGGCCGUGGUGUUUGGGAAGCUCGCCGUUGGCACGUAUGUGGAAAUAAAGCGCAGUGAUGGACGCAUACAUGAGGCGAUGGUGACGUCCCUGAACGAGGACAACGAGAGUGUCACGGUGGAGUGGAUAGAGAAUGGAGACACAAAAGGGAAAGAGAUUGAUUUGGAGAGUAUAUUUACACUUAACCCAGACGUGGGUCCGGACGAAGAAAUUGUCCGGAGUCCGGAGACUCCUCCGACUACAGGGGUGAAGGUUAAUAAAAUAGCAAAGAACCGCGGGACGAUAGCACCUUCCAAGAUUGACACUCCGUCCAGGGACAGCAGAGUCAUUCCGAAUCAGGCCCGACCCCAUCAGUCUCAACAUGCUGAAUCAGUCCUGCCCCCUCCAUCACAGCAGCCUCAGCCCCCACAGGCUCCCACACAGCAGCAGCUGCAGAAUGAGUCUUUCCAUCAGCUGCUAACCAGAAAGGAAAUUGGACAACUUUCUAGGAGGAAGUCAAACUGUGUGAAGGAGGUCGAGAAGCUGCAGGAGAAAAGGGAGAAGCGUCGGCUUCAGCAGCAGGAGCUAAGAGAAAAGAGGGCUCAGGAGGUGGACACAACCAUUCCUAAUUAUGAGAUCAUGUGCAUGAUUCGAGAUUUCCGGGCAAGUCUUGAUUACCGACCUCUGACCACAGCAGAUUUGAUCGAAGAACAUAGAAUAUGCGUAUGUGUGAGGAAACGUCCGCUAAAUAGAAAAGAACUCACCAUGAAGGAUUUGGAUGUGAUCACGAUCCCCAGCAAGGAUGUGGUGAUGGUACACGAACCGAAACAGAAGGUGGACCUGACUCGCUUCCUGGAGAACCAAACCUUCCGCUUCGACUACGCCUUUGACGAAGCCACCACCAAUGAGAUGGUUUACAGGUUCACUGCCAGGCCAUUAGUGGAGACCAUAUUUGAGAGGGGCAUGGCCACUUGCUUUGCCUAUGGGCAAACAGGAAGUGGCAAAACUCAUACAAUGGGCGGAGAUUUUUCUGGGAAGAACCAAGACUGCUCAAAAGGAAUUUAUGCAUUGGCUGCUCGGGAUGUAUUUCUCAUGUUGAAGAAACCCAAUUACAAGAAGUUAGAGCUACAAGUGUAUGCGACCUUUUUUGAAAUCUACAGUGGAAAGGUGUUUGACCUGCUGAAUCGCAAAACUAAACUGAGGGUGCUGGAGGACCGAAAACAGCAAGUGCAGGUUGUGGGGCUUCAGGAGAAGGAGGUCAAGUGCACAGAAGAUGUCCUGAAACUCAUCGAAGUGGGCAACAGCUGCAGGACAUCAGGGCAGACGUCGGCCAACGCCCACUCGUCUCGCAGCCACGCCGUCUUCCAAAUUAUUCUUCGGAGGAAGGGCAAACUGCACGGCAAGUUCUCCCUCAUCGACCUGGCCGGGAACGAGAGAGGCGCCGAUACUUCAAGUGCUGACCGCCAGACUCGCCUGGAGGGUGCGGAGAUCAACAAAAGCCUGCUGGCGCUCAAGGAGUGCAUCAGGGCUCUCGGCCGCAACAAGCCACACACUCCGUUCCGAGCCAGUAAACUCACCCAGGUCCUGCGAGACUCAUUCAUUGGUGAAAAUUCCCGUACGUGCAUGAUUGCAACAAUCUCCCCUGGUAUGACAUCCUGCGAGAACACCCUCAACACGCUCCGUUACGCCAACAGAGUGAAGGAGUUUGGGAUUAGUCCAUCCGACAUCCCCUUCUCUCAGGGUGGUCAGGGGAGUCGCCCUGAGCACUCUCCGACCAAUACCUUUGAGUACGAUGACUUUGCUGCUACUCCCCCCGGCAGGGUGAAGGAACUUACUGUGGACCACAACCAGGUGAUGGAAGGAGGUCGUGCCAACAUCCAUGCCGUCAACCAGCUGGACUUUCUAGAUGAGGACUGGCAGAACAGUUCGCCACAAAGAGACGACCUCAAGCUGCUCUGUGAGCAGAAUGAGGAGGAAGUGUCUCCUCAGCUCUUCUCCUUCCACGAGGCUGUUUCUCAGUUGGUGGAAAUGGAGGAGCAGGUCCUAGAGGACCACCGGGCUGUUUUCCAGGAGUCCAUCCGGUGGCUGGAGGAUGAGAAGGAGCUCCUGAAGAUGACAGAAGAGGAGGUGGACUACGAUGUGGAAUCUUACGCCACUCAGCUGGAGAAGAUCCUGGACCAAAAGAUAGACAUCCUCACCGAGCUCCGAGAUAAAGUGAAAUCGUUCCGCUGUGCUCUCCAAGAGGAGGAGAAGGCCAGCAAGCAGAUCAACCCCAAGAGGCCACGUGCUCUUUAGUGAGCCACCGAGGAGGUGGAAAGAGAACCACUAAGACCGACUUGCCUGUCGAAGCACAAAUUCAAGGACUGGCUCUUCCCUACAGGCUCAAACAAUUACAACUGUUAAGACUCCUCAUAAAACUGACUUGUCGCUACAGUCUUGUUAGGAAAUUUAGGAAGAACACUUUGGGAAAGGAAAUAGUUUCAUUUUUGGUUUUUCUCAUGGAGGAUGUUUAGGAGUCGUCUAACCAUUCCCCUUAAAUUAUUUUCUUUGUACUUUUGAACAUAUUUUUUUUGGACAUGGUUUCCACUUUUGCCACACAAAACUGACGUACGAUUUACGGUUGGCUUGGCUACUAUGUACAGUCUGCAUGUGCACUGAUGUUAUGGCGUCAUGGUUUUUGUCACUAUAUAGUCAUGUCUGAUAUGCAGUCUGUCCCCCCUCCCACUUUUUACAUGUGAGGAACAAGCAGGAGAGCAAAAUGUUUCUUCCUCUUGUAGGCCCCGAAAAACAUUUUUACAGGAUUCACUUACAUCUUGUGCCAUUUCGUGCUACGUGACAAUAGUUUCUAAACUCAAAACGUCCCAACAUUUUGCACCCCUGUUACAAUUUGUUAUAAAAACAACUGGAAAUGGAAAAACGACAAUAAAUGUAUAGUGAAGAACAC
Hippocampus comes (tiger tail seahorse) is the source of this 2975-nucleotide messenger RNA. RefSeq names its product kinesin-like protein KIF2A. The transcript is spliced from 22 exons. The record is from RefSeq and is a predicted model, not a curated record. Gene Ontology annotation, molecular function: ATP binding; microtubule binding; microtubule motor activity. NCBI's taxonomy places the organism in Eukaryota, Metazoa, Chordata, Actinopteri, Syngnathiformes, Syngnathidae. Gene Ontology annotation, cellular component: microtubule. The coding region runs from base 53 to 2326 and encodes 757 amino acids. Gene Ontology annotation, biological process: microtubule depolymerization; microtubule-based movement.